Molecule: messenger RNA, 2931 nt
Organism: Ananas comosus (pineapple)
Lineage: Eukaryota; Viridiplantae; Streptophyta; Magnoliopsida; Poales; Bromeliaceae
Exons: 1
Coding region: 390-2720 (776 amino acids)
Molecular function (GO): calmodulin binding
Source: RefSeq, a predicted model, not a curated record
AAAAAGAGAGUAGAUCAUAAAAAAGGAAAGCAAAGAAUAGAAGAGACUCAACAAAGCUUAAUAAGAGCCCAGCUCACAACGAAAUAGGUGCGGCCCCCAUCAAAUCCAUAUCCCAGUCACAUUCAAUUUUGACUAACUCAAUUUAAUAACAACAACAAAGAAGUAUGGCUCUCGUGGAAGAGUCUACCCUCUCCUAAGUCCUAACAUGGAAUUCAAACAUUGGGGCAAUCUCCAAGUUUUUGGCUGUUCUAAGUCACCUUUAUAACCAUCUUCAUUCCUAAACUUUCCUUGCGAAAAGAAAACAAGAAAAAGUCUCUCAUCUGCACCCUCCAAUUCCUUCAAUUUUUCUUCUGCUCUCCACAUGAAACCAUAGAGAAGCUUCAAAAUCAAUGAAGGGGCUUGUGGUGUCAGAGAGGGUGAGAAAGGGAGGAGGUGAUCAAGAGAAGAUGAAGUCAAAGUCCACCAAUCCCGCAAAUGCGGAGAAGAACAUCACAAAUUCUUCUGAGAGCAGCAAAACUAGUCGACUCCCUAAGCUCUUGAGACCCUCUGCAAUAAAAUCAUCAAUUGGUACACCAAAUUGCCGGAAGGAUCAGUUACAGUUACAGGUAACCCUCAAUUCCCUGAAUACAAAUGUUAAGGGAAAAGGCAUCAUAAAGAAUCUAUCCAACGGGAAUGGACCAUUAAUAUUAUCUCCUAUCAAUCCUGUUAAACCAACAAAAACUGCGGUAAGAGGAUCCGAUGUGAAUCUAAAAAUGCCUGCAAUAAAGAAGAACUCGGCGAUGAUUCCGAGUCCUAAGGAGAACAUACAGAAGGCUACCUGCUCAUCGAAUUUGAAGGAUUCGAAGAUCGCGAAACCACUAGAACUUAAUCCGGGAGGAACUGAAUCUACAGGCACUUCAGUAAUGAAGGUUUGCCCUGCCACCUACUGCUCCUUAAAUUGCCGUAAGCGAGAGCCUAAUCAUCUCCUAUCGGCACGAAGAAAAGGAAUGGUUGAGAAUAAGAAGAGCAUUAGACAGAAGGGGCUAGCUUCUCAUCAGCAAAUGGAUUUAAAGAAUGCUGGAAAGGAAAAGAUCAAGAAUACUGUCAGUCGCAAGGCUCCGUCAGCAAAGAUCAUCCCGAAAAGAAAAGAAGAAAUAUGCAACAAUUCCUCGGUUGAGAUCUUUGCUGAACCCAAAGAACCAACUUUUGAAUCAGAGAGCAGUAGCUAUGAACCGAGCAUUCAUGAAGAGCUUGAGAGGGAACUCUCUGAAAUUCUCAAAAGAUUAUCAUCAUUGGAAUCUGAUGCAGAGAGCAGUGAAGAAGCUGAAGUAUUUGGCGGGAAAAUCGACAAGAGUGGCAUGCCUGAGAUAUAUUCAGUCGCAAGCUUUGGAGAUGAUGUAGAUGAGAGCACCGAAAUUUGUGCUGAAGAAAUUGAUGCUUUCAUGAACUUUCUUCGACGCACAGAUUACGAUCCGCAAGCAGAAGCCAGUGAAGAGAACUGUUCCUGCCUUUUAUCAGAGGAUUAUGAAGAAUGGAGUUCUGAAUGCUUUGUGGUAAAUGGGCAGGACAGUAAAGAUGAAGAACUUGCAAAGAGAACUCAAAAUAGACCAGCAGCAGAAGUCAUUGAACUGAAAUAUGAGCACGAAACCUGGCCGAGUCCUGGAAAUAAGAAUGAUGGUGUAUCAUGUACUGUAGAUAAUGGGCCGCCAUGUUAUCUGGGUAUAAAAUCAGAAGAUGAUAUAGGUCUGAAAUAUGAAGCCGUAGCUUCGGAAGGAAGUACACUGAAACUUGAUUGUAGAAGCUUCAUCUAUGAAGAAGAAAAAGAAGAAAAGGAAAAAGAAAUUGUAGCAGCAGAAGAAGAAAAACUAAGUGAAUUGUAUGCGAUUUCUAGCUGCAAUUAUGAGAUAGACAGCUCGAAUAAAGAAGGGAUAUUAGUAGUGCCGAAAAUUGCAGAUAUAGUUAGAACUGCUGAGAUGUGUGGUGCUGUAACUACAGAAGGUUGUGCUCCAGAAUGUGAUGUUGGUCGGUCAGAAGAUGAUGAAGAAUUAUAUAAAUCAUAUGGACACUCUACUCGCAAUGAUGAAGCUUCGCUAACAGACGAUAUUCAGUCUGAUAGGAUAGAAAAAAGUGUUGAAGAUGUACAAAUCCUUGUAGAGUAUGCUCUUCUUGAGCAGGAGAAUGAUGCGGGCACUGACUUUAAUUGCAAACCACAUGAAGAAGUGGAGCCGGAAUGCGUAAGCACUAGUUCGAGAUGCCUAACACUAAAGCUUUUUCAUGUUGAAGGACAACAAAAUCUUGCCGCCGACAUUGAAAGCCAUUAUAAUUUAGAGCUCGGUGCCGUCAUAAAUAAGGAAUAUCAAAAUGACGAAGGAGAAGAUAGCAUUUCAAUGAACUCGACUAUGGUUCCGACAUCACAGAAAGAAUUUAGCAAGAAUGAUCAGAAACUAACAGUUGCUGAUCACAAUCCUGCAAGAAAAAUAACCAAAGAGGAUUUUCAAGAAGAAAAGGAAGGGAUAAGACGCUUCAAGCCACGAGCGCCACGGUUUCUUCCAACUAAACAUGAUCCUGAAGCAGAAAUGGUUAAUCUCAGGUACGUGACUAUGGAAGAAAGAAAAGAAGCAGCGGAAUGGAUGAUAGAUCAUGCUCUACAACAGGUUGUCACAAAGCUGGCCCCUGCUCGAAAGAAAAAGGUAGCCCUUUUGGUAGAAGCUUUCGAAACUGUGCGCGCUCAAGUGGAAUAAUACUGCAGCUCGUUCUUUUCGAUGGAAGAAGUUUUUCUAGUUUUGUUUCGGUGAAAUGCUACCCUCCUUUUUUGUAGAGGUAGCAUUCACCUGUAUCUGUUUUCAUUAUACUUCAUAUGACAAGCAAUAUCUUCUGGAAAAACAUCAAGAAGUGCUAGUAAGAAGAUUUUAAAAAACGGAAGAACAAAAUGUAAUCCCUGCUUAUAACAGU